UGUUAAAAUAUAUUUUUUGUCAUUGAUAAAGAUAUAUUUUCUAUUAUAUUGUAUAUAUGACAUCUGUGCUUCAUAAUAAUGUAUAUGGAAUAAUUUAUGUAUGUACAAGCAAUGAGAUUGUAGAGACUUUGUUCGAGGCGAUUGUUCUGUUCAGAACAUUGUACUAUUGUAGUUCCAUCAGUCUGCGACCGUGGCAUUCUUUUGCGUCAAACUUUUAUCGUCAACUUGAUUUCUCAUUCGAAAGGAACGGACUAGCGCUUUAAGAUAAUUCAGUAAAAAUCGAACGAUUUUCUUCAAUAUGGAGGACGACCUACCAUCCAAGUAUGAAGUGAUCGUCAUUGGCACUGGUAUGACUGAGUCAAUUGUUGCAGCUGCUGCUAGUCGAAUUGGAAAACGAGUCUUACAUUUAGAUAGAAAUGACUAUUAUGGUGGUAUGUGGGCAUCAUUUACAUUUGAAGCUCUCCAAAAGUGGUUAGAUGAAUGUAGAAAUGGUAAAACAAAUGAUUUUGUGAAAACAUCUUCACCAUUAGUGCAGGACACUGAGAAGUCUAUAACCAUAGGCAAUCAAUUUUCAACUGUAUUCAAUAUUGAAGAAAAAUGGUUUAUACCUGAAAAACUUCCUUCAGUCGGUAAUUUACUUAGUGCAAAAAUUACUCAAACUGAAGAUAGUCCAAAAGAAAGUAAAGAUGGACUGACCGAAACUGAAGCUACAUUAAAACAAAAUGAUAAACUUUGGUGUCAAGCUAAAAUUAAAACCAUGGGACGUAAAUUUAACCUGGAUUUAGCUCCCAAACUACUUUUCUCCCGUGGCACACUGGUAGAACUACUUAUUUCAUCAAAUAUCUCUCGUUAUGCUGAAUUUCGAUGUGUAAAUCGUAUUCUUACAUGGCAAUCUGAUAAAUUGGAAACAGUUCCAUGUUCUCGAGCAGAUGUUUUUGCUACUAAGAAUGUUGGACUUAUUGAAAAACGACAAUUAAUGCAAUUAUUGACUUUGUGUGUUGAAUAUAAACCAGAAAGUGGUGAAUUUAAAGAGUUUGAAGAUAAAACAUUAAAACAAUACCUAGAAAGCAAAGGCUUAACUGAAAAUCUAAUGCAUUAUGUAUUAUAUGCUAUUGCAAUGUCAAAUGAUACAACACCAUGUAUGGUUGGUGUUGAAAGAACCCAACAAUUCCUAAGUAGCCUUGGUCGUUAUGGUAACACACCAUUUUUGUGGCCCAUGUAUGGUACUGGAGAACUUCCACAAUGUUUUUGUCGGCUAUGCGCAGUUUUUGGAGGUGUUUAUCACCUGAAACGGGCAGCUGAUAGUGUUAUAACAGCAGACAAUGAAUGUAAAGCUAUUUUAUCUGAUGGAUCAAGGCUUGAUUGUGAUCAUCUUGUAAUGGGUGUUGCUGAUGCUCCACCAGAAUUUUUAGGGUCUGUUCCUAAAGCAGGUCUUUCAAGAGGCAUCUUUAUAAUUGAUAGAUCAAUAUCUACCACCGAUAAGGAGUCUUUGACAUUACUUCAAUUUCCAAUUAAAGGAAAAGAGCCAAUAACAGUAAUUGAAGCUGGACCAUCCACUCAUGUUUGCCCUCCGGGACUUUAUUUACUACACAUGACUACUAAACAAAUAGAUAAUGCAGUAAAUGAUUUAAAGCCAGCUGUUGAUGCAUUAUUACAUUCUGAAUAUGCAGAUGGCACUACAAUUAGAAUAAAUACCGAUACUCAAUCAACCCAAACGUCAAAAGAGGGAGAUUCUUCUGCUUCAAGUGGAGAGUCAAGCAUACUAAAUGAGUCAUUAAAACCUCAAAUUCUGUAUGCACUAUAUUUUAAUUGUCCUGAAACAUCUGAAUAUGAUCUAUCCCAAAAUGUUCCGAGUAAUGUACAUUUGUGUUCAGGACCUGAUCUAGCAGUUGAUUAUGAGUUUGCUGUUAAACAAGCAAAAUCUAUUUUUUCAAAAAUGUAUCCAGAUUCUGAAUUUUUGCCCCGUGCUCCUGAUCCUGAAGAACUAUCUCUUGAAGUUGAUGAAGCUGCUGGCCCUCCUUUCCAAAGUUCUGAAGAACCUAAAGAAGAAUGAAUGAACUUAAAAUAUCCUGCAUUUGCUUUAAUUUCAUUAUGAUAGGCUAUUAUUUUACCAAUUUAAUUUAAGAUAAUCGUUAGCUUUUUAUACUUGUAUAACUCGUUUAUUAUCUAGCAAUCUUAUAAAAGUAUAUAUUGAAACAAUAUUUAUAAUUAAUUUAAUAAAUCUGAUGAAAGGAGUUCAUAUUAAAAAAGUAGUUGUUAUUAUUAAUAUUAUUUGCAUUGAAUAUUAAUUAAAAUAAAAAUAUUAUUUUUAUUAACUUAAAUUUAUAAUAAUAUAUUACUAAUAUUAAUUAUCCGAUCAUAUCAUGCCUUUAUCGUGAGAUUCAAUAUCUAGCUAUGAAAUGCUAAAUCUCAAAAUUAAAUUAUUCAAUUUUAAUAGUAAUAAUAUAGUUGCACCAAUGUACACAGUUUAAGAACAAUUUAUUUAAUGACAUGGUUUGAAUAGAAAAAUGUAUAAUUAGUUCUUAAAUUUUUGUUUUAUCAUUUAAAAUGUUUAUACAACUGCAAUAUCUAGCAUAAAAUAUUUAUUAUUACAUCCAGAAUAUGAACUCCUCUGAACUACAUUCCCUAGUUUUUUUCUUAACAAUAUUAUUUGGCAACUGUUUCAAAAGAGAAUGUAUCAGGCAUCAACUGGUUUUCGUCCUACAUGCCUAGGACAUACACCUCCCACAACCAACCCCACGGCUCAUACUUCUUAAAAACAGUAUACUGUUAAAACAAAAUUGCAAAAAAAAAUAUACCAUCAAAAGUUUUCUAAAAAUUAUGAUAGCCCCCCCCCUCCCAUCCAAGUAUCUGGAGCCUUCCCUGGGUGUAUCAUGUUGGGUCUCUUCGUUCAUAUUCAGAAAUAAAAAACUGCAUUGUCGCUGAAAUGCAAUAGUGACCCGUGGAAGGGGAAAAUUGGGGUCCAUGCUUCCGCGGCCGUCAUUUCACCGGCUUAGAACUGGUAUAUUCUCUUUUGAAACCGAGUAAAAUUGUUUUUCUACUAUUUAAUUUAUCACUAAAUUACUAAUAGAUUUUUAGAAAUUAUAGUUUUACUUUAAGUUUUAAAAUAUUGCAUAGUUUUAAUUGAUUUUAUACGAAAAAAGAUAUUAUAAAUGUCUUUAAUGCAUUCAAUUAAUGAUUCAAAAUAAUAUAUUUACUAUAAUUUGCAUAUUUUGACCAUAUGUUUAAAUAAUCCUAGUAUUGAGUAAUAUUUUAACACGUAAUGAACAUUUUUACUUGCAGAUAAAAUGUAGGUACCUAUACUGACUAUACUACAUAAUAUCUUGGUUAUUUUAAAUCCAUUUAUUAUUCACUUAAAAUUUAUCUGAUGAUUUAUUACUUUAACUAUAGUAACUAUUUUCAAAUGACUAUAGUUAACAUUGCACUGGUAUUUGCUUAAAGAAUUGUAACUCUUAAUGCAUGUAGAAAUAUAAUUAAUCAUGUUAUUUGUCAAUAUAAAUUUUUUGUUUAAUAUUUGUU
Myzus persicae (green peach aphid) is the source of this 3519-nucleotide messenger RNA. It is a transcript of the gene Rep, whose product is annotated as rab proteins geranylgeranyltransferase component A 1. Gene Ontology annotation, biological process: protein geranylgeranylation; vesicle-mediated transport; small GTPase-mediated signal transduction. The transcript is spliced from 10 exons. The record is from RefSeq and is a predicted model, not a curated record. NCBI's taxonomy places the organism in Eukaryota, Metazoa, Arthropoda, Insecta, Hemiptera, Aphididae. Gene Ontology annotation, cellular component: nucleus; cytoplasm; Rab-protein geranylgeranyltransferase complex. Gene Ontology annotation, molecular function: GDP-dissociation inhibitor activity. Bases 299 to 2053 code for a protein of 584 amino acids.